This is a messenger RNA of Melanaphis sacchari, 3954 nucleotides long. Its product is annotated as semaphorin-1A-like. Bases 488 to 2629 code for a protein of 713 amino acids. Lineage: Eukaryota; Metazoa; Arthropoda; Insecta; Hemiptera; Aphididae. The transcript has 17 exons. The record is from RefSeq and is a predicted model, not a curated record. Gene Ontology annotation, molecular function: chemorepellent activity; semaphorin receptor binding. Gene Ontology annotation, biological process: neural crest cell migration; negative chemotaxis; axon guidance.
CGUUCUUUGGAACGUAAACAAAACUCAAACCAGUCCGAGACACAACUCGUUGUGCGGCUGUUGUUGUCUGCUGUGGUGCGUGUUUCGUGCGUGUGUUGCCCGUAUUUACUCUUUCUAUUAGUCGGUAAAACUGUUUGGUUUCGGGCCGUUCGUUUUAUUUUUAAUAUUUAAAUACGAUAUCGUGACAUUCGCGGUCGUUCCGUUGAGUUUUUCUGUUUUCAAAUGUUUAACCGCGCAUUUUUAAACUAUACACCGUUAAUGUUUAAUUGUCCACCUGCUGCUGGUCGUUCGGUGGAUAAAAUACAAUAAUAUUCGUUUGUUCUUGUAUUUUUUUUUUUUGUGUGUUUUUGAUUGUCAUUAAAUAAUAAGAACUGGAGCGACGCUUGAAGACAAUUUCGUGACGAUGUUUUUCAAAAUCACAAUUUAACGUUUAUAAAAGUACUACAUUUGUGCAGUUUCAGAUGAAUUCUCCGAACAACCUGUAAAUAUGUGGGGCUGUUCGAGUUGCGGAACACGUCGUCUGGUCAACUUAGUCGUCUUUACCGUUUUGAUUAGUUUAGCCGAGGCUUGGCAGCAGAAUCUACCGCCCAAGAACAGUGUCAGAUAUGGCGCAUUUAAUUCCGACCAAAUAUUUCACGGAAACAAGACGGCCACGGAUUACUUCAAAAUACUUCUCCAAGAUCAGACGACUGCACUUAUAGGAUCUAGAAAUGUACUUUACAACAUCAGUUUGGACACCAUGAAGGAAAAUCACAAAUACUAUUGGAAUUCCUCGGAAGCUAACUAUGAAAUGUGUCAGUUGAAGGGAAAAUCUGAGGACGAUUGCCAAAAUUAUAUAAGAGUCGCAUACAAAAAGAACGACGAAGAGCUGUUCGUUUGCGGCACCAACGCUUUUCACCCGAUGUGCAAAAUAUUUAAUUUGACCGACGGCACCAAAGGCAUAGAGGAAAUGGAUGGACGGGGUAGAUGUCCAUAUGACCCAUUACACAACAGUACGUCUAUAUAUGCCGGCGACCAAUUGUAUUCUGGAACCGUAGCUGACUUUUCCGGUAGUGACCCGCUCAUAUAUAAAGAACCGAUGCGGACCGAACGACUAGACUUUAAGCAACUGAAUGAUCCGAAUUUCGUGAGUUCGUUGGAAUACAAAGAUUACAUAUUUUUCUUCUUCAGAGAAAUAGCCGUCGAAUACAUAAACUGCGGAAAAACUAUUUACUCACGAGUGGCCCGAGUCUGCAAACACGAUAAAGGUGGUCCGCAUUCGUACAGGGAUCGAUGGACGUCGUUCUUGAAAGCUCGGCUCAACUGUUCCAUUCCGGGCGAAUAUCCGUUUUAUUUCGACGAGAUCCAGGAUACCAGUGACAUAUUGAACACGGCUCUGACCGGCAUCGUCGACCCGAUUGUUUACGGUGUGUUCAACACACCUGUGAACGCUAUCAGCGGCUCGGCUGUGUGUAUGUUUAACAUUAGCGACGUCAUCGAGACUUUCAUGGGUUCGUUCAAGGACCAGGAGGCUAUGGACUCCAACUGGUUGCCUGUGAAAAAGAUCCCUGAACCCCGUCCCGGGAUGUGCGUAGAAGAUAGUCGAACACUGCCUGACAUAACAGUGAAUUUCAUUAAAAGCCAUUCACUGAUGGAUGGUGCGGUACCGUCGUUGUUCUCCAAACCGAUUUUUACUCGGAUAUCGCUCCAAUCCAGGUUGACCAGUAUCGCAGUGGAUAAUCAGAUUUCCGGUCUAAAAGGACAGUACUACGACAUUUUGUUUAUGGGCACAGACGACGGGCGAUUAGUCAAAGGCGCUUUGCACACAAACAAUGGUCUGCCCGAGUUCAUCAACAUCGAAGAAGUAAAUCUCACCUCUAACAACACGAAAUCACUACCGGUCCGGACGUUAAACAUCAUUAAAUCGGUCGAUGGCAAACCGGGACGAAUAGUGAUCACGUUCGACCAACACAUCAUUUCCGUGCCGUUGGACCGGUGCUAUCUGAAAACGACUUGCCAAGAAUGUAUCGAUCUACAAGAUCCAUACUGCGCGUGGGACGGGUCGCAUUGUGUUAACCAUUUGGAGAUCAAGGGUUCGUCUAAACAGUAUUUUAUUCAGUCUAUCAGCUCGUCUCAGAAUAAUGUUUGUCCGAAAGUACCCUUCGAUGACAAGUUCGGACAUUCUUCGUCGUUGGACGAUAACAAUAUCGACUCGAACGUGCCGAUGUGUCCGUCGUGUGCUCCCUGCUACACCGAGAACGUAAUCAACAGCGAGAGCGUUACCGACAAGACGUCCGAGAUGCCAGUGAUCUCGCUGGGCGACGUCAUCGGGCUGCUCAUGAUGAUGUGCGUGCUGGCCACGCUGCUCGUCGGGUUCGUGGCCGGUUUCGUGUGCUCGCGGUACUUUCGGCACGCCGCCGAUCCGUUUUCGUCGAUGGCCGUUCACGCCCAUCACCAGCUUAACCGACUGGCCGAUAUGAACGGCGCCGCGGAAAUCGGCACCGCGCCGUUCCUGCCGUGCCCCAACAACAAGGCGCCGAUCAACCUGCUGGUGAACGUGACCAAGUGCAAGAACGACACGCUCGAGAAGAACUUGGACUCGGCGGUCGAGAACAAGACCCUGCAAAAGGUCAAGAAAACGUACAUAUGAUGUGCGCGCGGGCGCGUGUGGUGUACGAGCGAGUGGCCACCGACCGACCGCCGCUUCCGGUUUCGUCUCGCCCGCGGGGACCGGAUCUGGCCGGGGCCCGGUGGAGAAACACAGUGACUGAUUUCUGCGACCUGUGCGCAGCCGCGCGUUGCGUGCCGGCGUACAGCGUAUAAGAUGAUAUUAUAUUAUGUUAUUAUUAUAAUUACUAUUAUUAUUAUUAUUAUUAUUAUUAUUAUUAUUAUUACUAUCAUUAUCAUUAUAUAUUGGUACGGCGGUUGGUCGACUGGUCGACGGCGAGACAAGGCGGUUAAAAGAUCUCAGACUUAAUCAAAACGAAAAAAUUAAAUAAUAUACUAUGUAUAUUAAGUAUGACCGUGUUUAUAUAUGGAUACUGCAGUAUAUAUGUUCAUGGAACGGCAGUUCGCAUAGACUUUCGCCGAGUAAGUCAACCGACGUCCAUUAUUAAAUACCUUUACGAAUGUUGUCAGCACGACUGCACGUCUAACGCGAUAUGACACAUUCCUUACAGUAAAAUUACAUUAUGAGCUUAUUAUUGACAAUUUUUAUUAUUAUUAUUAUUAUUAUUACUACUAAUAUAACGCAAAUUAUAUUAUAUUAUAACGUAUGGUACGAUUUUGGAUAUGUUGUACUCCGUGAUGUGUUUUUAUCACGAAUUAUUGUUGUUAAGACUUGAGAUAUGUAUAGACACGUCCGCAGAUAUAUUAUUUAUUAUGCAUUGAUUUUAUGUUUCAAUAUUAUUGGUGUCGUCAUUAUUGUAACGAUAACUAUUGAUUAUAUAUUUUUUUUUUUUUUUUUUAUUAAUAAUUUGCGUUGACGCCAGCAAACGCGGCGGUCUGUCAACGGACUUAGAACUUUGAAGAGGACCAAAUGUUUCCAAUGACUUGUAAAUUAUAUUAUAUACUAUACAUAUUAUAUUAUGAGUAAUUCGGUGUAAAUCGUACUCGAUGUAUUUUCGUGAAUUAUUAUCGUUAUUAUUUAGUUUUAUUAUUUUUGCGAAUGGACACGAAACUUCUUGGGAUAGUGUCAUUAAUUUUAACUAUGAGGAUUUACUAUUCCCCAAUCACGAUCACAAAAAUCAUUGAUGUGUAAAUGAAAAAACGAAAAAUGUUAAUUAAUGAUAAUUAUAGAUGAUAUACAGUAUUAUUAUUUUCAUAAGAACUCAAAUUUUGUUUGCGACAACUAUGUACAAGAACAGUCCAUUGAUUAAUGAUUUCUUAUGUGCAAUACACAACUGAAUGCACGCCCCUUUUUUGAUCUCUAAAUGUAAUAUUCUUUAAAAUUUAAGUGCCUUUUGUAAUCAAUGU